Molecule: messenger RNA, 1485 nt
Organism: Scatophagus argus
Lineage: Eukaryota; Metazoa; Chordata; Actinopteri; Scatophagidae
Product: RIMS-binding protein 2-like
Exons: 5
Coding region: 91-729 (212 amino acids)
Biological process (GO): neuromuscular synaptic transmission
Molecular function (GO): protein binding
Source: RefSeq, a predicted model, not a curated record
GUUACCUCAAAUUAGGAUAAGGGAAGGGAGAGGUCUGCCGUCUACAGCGGCCAUCUGUCUGUGGACAGGCGAGCGUUCACACGGCUGUAAAUGGAGACAAGGCUGGAGUUGGAUGUUUUGAUAUUCCCAGAUGAAGUGAGGAUUGCCACACCAGAGGAUCUCACAGAAUGGGAACUUGAGACUGCGAGCCAGGUGUCCAGACCCACCGUCCGACUCUUUGUGGCUCUUUACCCGUACAACCCUGCUGCAAUGUCUCCCAACUACGACACGGCUGCAGAGGAGCUGCCUUUUGUACCGGGCCAGAUAAUCAAGGUGGUUGGAGACAAAGACCCUGAUGGUUUCUAUCACGGUGAGUCCGGUGGUCUCUCUGGUUAUGUGCCAAGUAACAUGGUGGCUGAAAUCCCAGUGGAUGAUGAGUACCUGAAGCAUCUACUUAUGCAGCAGGGAUUCGUCCCCGUGGACCACACAGGUAUGUCUUUAACGCCAGAUAUGAGCGACACAGCCAGCAUCCCUGAUGACGUGGUCGUCCGACGAAUGGUGGCCUUAUUUGACUACGAUCCAUGGGAGAGUUCACCCAACAUGGACAGUGAAGUUGAACUUGGCUUUCGUUCUGGAGACAUCAUAUAUGUGUUAGGUGACAUGGAUCAAGAUGGAUUUUACUAUGGCGAUCUGUGUGGACGGCGAGGUUUGGUUCCAUCAAACUUUCUGCAGCCGCUGCCCUGGGAUUAGAAGCUGACUGUCGCACACAGUCAGAAAUCAGCAGGGUUUUAUUAUGUGUUAAAAUUAUUUAUUUUUACAUUUUUUAUUAUAGCACGGCACUGCACCUGUUCUAGAUUGCAAAUCAGUGACGGGAUCUGUACAGAUAAGCGACUAAUUAAUCCAGUACCGCCAGUAUUAUCGGUUUUGAUCAGGAUUAUGCAAAGUGAAAAGAGUUCUCAUUAUACAAUUGUCACAUAAUUCAUUUAUUGAAAAUUUUUGACAAAAAAUGACAAAUCAUUGGGUAAACAAAGAAACAGAAAAUUACAAGUCAGGAAUAUUUUUGGAAUUCACCUUGUAUUUGACUGUCUGCUUUCACUUUCAACAUGAGCCAAUGGCUAAUUUUACAAAAUGAAAUUCAAUACAGGCUAUAUGUAUAUUUGUAAUUACAAUAUGAACAUACUGUAAUUAUUUCAAUCAUACCUGAUGGCAAUAGGUACAUUAUUUUAGCCUUAAUAAUACACUCUUAGUCUCAGUUUUUUGCAGACCAGAGUGUAUUAAUAUAGUACGUCCAUAUUUGCCUUAUAUCCUAUUUAUAUAUUUUCUGCAAUUUGUAUGUAAAAAAAAAUCACUUAGAAAAUUUUGUAUAAAGGAAAUGAUUAAAUCACUGUAAGUGUUGUAAAUGUGUAAAUAAACUGUAUUUAAUUUGUAAAGGUGCUUUGCUGCUUUCAUUUAACCACACCUCUAAGCUUCUUGCUGGUACUGGUAUAUGAUUUUAUGACAUCAAUU